UGAGUGUAUUUCACACCGCUGCAAAUCGGCGGAGCAAAUCCUGCAGGCGGUAGAUAUUAUCCACAAGGCUGACCUCGCUGGGGUUUUUAAAAAAUAUUGUCUUACUUAAUUCCCUCGUUUGCAAAGGAUCAGAAUUGCAGGAAUCGCCUGCAAUUGGCAUCUGCAGUAGUAGUGAGGAAAUAUUGCUGUCCAGUUGCAAUGAAGGCGGCGGGUGAUGUUCCGUCUCUGAAGAAGGCAGCGAGCUGCGGCGAGAUGGCAUUGCGCUGCCUGUCGGACCACAGCCUCAGCAUCGGCCGCUGCAAGGCGGAAGAGGACCCGCUGGACCUGCAGUAUGACAUGAAGGAUUGCUACUCCAAGCUCAAGCAGUUGGUGCCCACCAUCCCGCCGAACAAGAAGGUGAGCAAAGUGGAGAUCCUGCAGCAUGUCAUCGACUACAUCUUGGACCUGCAGCUGGCUCUGGAGACGCACCCGGCUCUGGUGAGAGCUCAGACGGCGAUCGGCUGCCCCAGGGCGCCGUUAACAGCCCUGAAUACCGAACAGAGUGGGUCUAAAGUCAGAAGACAGGAGGACAGUAUUUUAUGCCGCUGAUGCGACGCUGUGGGAGGUGCGCCUGGCGAAUCUCACACACACACACAUAUAGACACACACACACACACAUAUAGACACACACACACACACAACCAGAGAGGGAGAAGAGAAGGAAAACAGAACACAAACUAACCCUAGCGUUCAACGCCUCAACCCUGCCCAGCGAUUCCAUCCUGAGAGAAAGGGCUUAUGCCAAAAUAAUUUCUCAUCUCUUAUGCUGCUCGUAGCGUUUUACCCACAGACUUUUUUUUUAAAGAAAAAAAAACAAAAAAAAAUUAAACUCAGGCCUGUGAUCUUGGGCGAAACUUGAGGGGGGAGGGAGGGAGGGAGGGAGAGGGGAAGAAGUGGGUUGUAAAACGGAGUGACUUCGCAGGCUGAACGACGCCUUGUUUGAAAGCAGAAGAGGCGCCCUGGGGGAAAGAAAAUCCCUUGUAAAGGAGAUCAGAAAGUUUCACCGACUAAAAGAACUGAUUCCCGACGCUCUUGCUAAUUCAACAGCCCCUUUCAGAAGUGCUGUCAUGAUCUGUUUCAAAUAGACGACUGGUCGGACCAAGAGGAGUUGCCGUGUGCCCAUUUAAAAUACACACUAUGUAUAGUACAAUACGAGGUCGGGGCAAAUCUUACCUGCUGUACAUAGUCAAGAUGUUCUUUAUUGUGUACGUGGAAAUGUAUAUGCUUUAAUAGAUCAUUGUAAUUAUAAAAUAUUUUUUAUUAAAAAAGAUUUUUGUA
Molecule: messenger RNA, 1317 nt
Organism: Leucoraja erinaceus (little skate)
Lineage: Eukaryota; Metazoa; Chordata; Chondrichthyes; Rajiformes; Rajidae
Gene: id4
Product: inhibitor of DNA binding 4
Exons: 3
Coding region: 199-588 (129 amino acids)
Biological process (GO): circadian regulation of gene expression; negative regulation of transcription by RNA polymerase II; cell differentiation
Cellular component (GO): cytoplasm; nucleus
Molecular function (GO): protein dimerization activity; transcription regulator activity
Source: RefSeq, a predicted model, not a curated record